This is a messenger RNA of Leptosomus discolor (cuckoo roller), 1252 nucleotides long. The record is from RefSeq and is a predicted model, not a curated record. NCBI's taxonomy places the organism in Eukaryota, Metazoa, Chordata, Aves, Leptosomiformes, Leptosomidae.
CGCUGCUCAAGCCGAAACCCCAUUUUUAUUCCACUGGAGCGCUGUUCCUGGCAGUGCGUUACCGCUACCUGCGGUCAUCGCGCCGUCUGGCCUGUGUGCAAGAGCUGGUGUGGGUUUUGGUGUACUCGGUGUUGGCCUGGAUGCCCUUGAACCUGAUGUCGCCUUCCCUGUGCAGCCGCUGCAGGCCCUGUGGGCCAACGAACAAGUUACCUUCUGCUUGAGGGUUUCCUGGUGUUGUUGAAGCUAUGAAGAGAGUACUAGGAAGUCUCAACCUCAAUAUAGUAGAGAUGGUAGAUGAAAACGCGACCUUGGAUGGUGGAGAUGUCUUAUUUACAGGCAGAGAAUUUUUUGUGGGUCUUUCCAGGCGAACAAAUCAACGUGGUGCAGAAAUUCUGGCUGACACUUUCAAGGAUUAUGCGGUCUCCACGGUCCCUGUUCAUGAUUCUUUGCAUCUGAAGAGCUUUUGCAGCAUGGCUGGACCAAACUUGAUCGCUAUCGGAUCAAGUGAAGCUGCACAGAAAGCCCUCAAGACCAUGCAACAGAUGAGCGACCACCGCUACGACAAGCUGACGGUGCCCGACGACGCCGCGGCGAACUGCAUCUACUUAAACAUCCCCAGCAAAGGCCACGUCCUGCUGCACCGAGCCCCCGAGGAGUACCCGGAGAGCGCCAAGGUAUUUGAAAAACUGAAGGACCACAUGCUGAUUCCAAUAGCCAACACAGAACUGGAGAAAGUAGACGGGUCGCUCACCUGCUGCUCCGUGCUUAUUAACAAAACUUCAGAAUUAUGAGUUUACAGAGUCCCUCCCUUGUAACUGGCAAUAAUGUUACACACAAGGUAGACGAAUCUGUAUCCACACUUUUAUUGUUUUUAUUGACAAUCUACUGUACCACUGUGCUACUAACCCUUGUUUACAGAUCUUUUGUUUUGUGUAUUUUUAUUAUGUCCUUGCAGAUGGUAUCUAAGGUGGAUGUGUGGUUUGUUGGGGGGCACGCAACUCUGAAGUCUGCUAGUCCUGCGGGCUAGCAGAAGACAAAUUAUAAUGGCUAACCCCUAGCUGUAGUGAUUUAACAUAUCGGUGUGGAGAUUUCAUGAAAAACAACUAACUCUGAACAUUUCAAGCACCUGUGUUGUCUUUACACUGUCCCCUUCUCCUGUCUCUUAUCUCUUGCUUCCUUGCUCUGCAUCUUUUCUUCCUUCCUCUGUCCGCUUUCCUUCCAGUGAUGCCAAGGUAUUGGGGGGAUGGAAGAA